UAUUAACUUAAUAAUUUAUAACUAAAUAUGGUCUGGAAUAAAAUAACAUUUUAUUCAUAAUAAUUUGUUUCCAUUUUGUUUGAUGUUGUGUUAUACGCGAAUUGAAUUACCGGAAUUCACUCCGAAGAGAGCGCGAGUGAGAGCUGCGUGAGUGAUUAGUCUUCUCAGCGCUCGGACUCGAUACGGCCCUGAGCGCGCGAUUGCGAGAGCGAUUUGAUGCGAGAUCGCGAGCGACGAAGGUAGCGUAAACCUUUGUAUACUGAGAGGAGUGGGAAGCGGGAGAAACGAAUUAAGGUGAACAGAAUGAUCACUCCGUUGAAUUAACUUUUGCAAUUCACUCGUCUUUAAUUGUAAAAUUGUUUCUCAGAUUUCUAUAUUUAAUUUAGCGGGCGCAUAAGUUCAAGAAGCGCGUGUCGAUAACGAGCGCAUACACGCGCACCUUCUCACUCCCGAUACUUCCCGAAUUUGUCGUCGCUCGGUUCCGGCUGUUGUGUAUUACUCGCGUCGCUACUCGAAUCUGAGGCUGCGGAUCUCUCGCAGAGAGCGCGAACCUUCCAGGGGGCCUAUUCUUGAAUCUGUACGCAACUAUACGUAUACGCACGUUGCGAACGGUGGAAAAGCGUAUACGCUUCUCAUGUCGUAUUCUUGAGUAUUGUUUUGUAGUACUCGCAAUUGGAAACGUAUACUCUUUCUGUUGCACUGAUUUACAUUUGGCAACGUCGCGAAAAUAUAUGAUCCUUUCAACAAAUAUGGUUUAGAGAUACGACGUGUAUGAAAAGAUAGUACAAUAACGAGAAAGAAGAAGGAACUUGCAAGGAAAAACAUGGAUAACUUACAAAGAAAAAAGAGAGGUGCAAACAUUACAAACGAGCAGAAAACUCUCUUAAUAGAAUAUAUGAAUAAACAUCCUGAAUUAGUAAAAGGAAAAUUAACAUCUUCGUUUACUUUAAAAGAUUCUGUACGUUUAUGGAACGAAAUAAGUGAAAUUUUAAAUUCAGCUAAUGGAGCAAAGAAAGACUGGAAAGAUUGGCGUAAAUGCUGGCAUGAUAUUCAAUCAAGGAGCAAAAAAAAGUAUAGUAUUAUAAAGCAAUCCAGAGCAGCAACAGGAGGUGGUGAACAAAAUACAGAAGUUUUAACAGAACAUGAAGAGCAGGUCCUUAAUACAAUGUAUUCCACUAGUAUUGAGGGACAUCCUGAUAUUGAAGAAUCCAUUAUAAAUAUAUUGAGUGAUACAGAAGAUGAUGCGAUGCAAGUGGAAUAUUUAGAAGAAUAUGAAGAUGUCUUAAAUUUUACUGAAAAGAAACAGGAUAAAAUUGAAAUUCAAAAGAAACAGAUUGCUACCUGUACACAUUCUGAUAAUAACCGCAAUAUGUUAUUUCUUCAAAAAAAUAAAGCAACUAUAAACAGUAAUAAAUUAUCAAACAACAAAGAAAAUAUUAAUAAAAACAAUAAUGUAGAAAAACAGCCUUCCUUCGAAAUAUCCAAAGCUCUUGGAAAGUCAAUGAAUACGAGUUCUUGUGAACAAAACAAAACUACAACUGAAAAGAAAAGAAUGACCAAGAGAGAAUUACUAAAUACUGUUGAAGUAUCGACAAAUUUAAACAGUAUUUAUGAACAAACAUAUGAAUUAAAAAAACAGUAUUAUGAAGCAAGGUUAGAAUAUUUAAAAAGAUCAGUAGAGACACAAGAAAAAAUGGCUACUAUCCUUGAAAAAUGCAACGAAAAUCUGAUAAAUAUUACAGAUAAGUGUAAUAUGUCUUAAGAGGAUAUAUAUUAUUGUAUUUUGUUAUCUGUGUUAUAUAUAAUGGCCUUUCUACAAUAAGCUAUUAGUUGGUAUCACAAGUCAUAAGCUGUAAGAAUUGACCAAUCACAGACGAAUAUGAAGAGAAUAUUCGACUGUGAUUGAUCAAUUCUUACAGCUUAUGACUUGUAAUACCAAUUAAUUGCUUAUUGUAGAAAGGCCAUAAUACUUAUAAAAAGAUACUGUGAUAAUUAUAUCUAAGUACAUACAAUUAU
This is a messenger RNA of Solenopsis invicta (red fire ant), 2016 nucleotides long. RefSeq lists its product as uncharacterized. The record is from RefSeq and is a predicted model, not a curated record. The transcript has 4 exons. Lineage: Eukaryota; Metazoa; Arthropoda; Insecta; Hymenoptera; Formicidae. The coding region runs from base 824 to 1762 and encodes 312 amino acids. Gene Ontology annotation, cellular component: nucleus.